Mus musculus (house mouse) is the source of this 488-nucleotide messenger RNA. It is a transcript of the gene Rpl38, whose product is annotated as ribosomal protein L38. The transcript has 4 exons. Gene Ontology annotation, molecular function: structural constituent of ribosome. The record is from RefSeq and is marked validated. Gene Ontology annotation, cellular component: cytosolic large ribosomal subunit; postsynaptic density; endoplasmic reticulum. Bases 233 to 445 code for a protein of 70 amino acids. Gene Ontology annotation, biological process: translation; cytoplasmic translation. NCBI's taxonomy places the organism in Eukaryota, Metazoa, Chordata, Mammalia, Rodentia, Muridae.
CUUUCCCCGUUCUCUUCGGUUCUCAUCGCUGUGAGUGUGCUGGGCAGGUGGGGAAGGGCGUUCAAUCCGGGGCGAUCCGCAGCCGGGGAGGGCGCAGGGAGCACGGGUGUGCGGGGAGCGAGGGAGGGAGGAGGGAGGGGUGCGGCGGGCGGAUCGGGGAAAUAGGAUCGCGGCCGGUUAACUCGGGAUUGUACCCCGCAGGUGCGGACGCCAGAGCCGAGCCCGCGUCGCCAUGCCUCGGAAAAUUGAGGAGAUCAAGGACUUUCUGCUGACAGCCCGGCGGAAGGAUGCCAAGUCUGUCAAGAUCAAGAAGAACAAGGAUAAUGUGAAGUUCAAGGUUCGCUGCAGCAGGUACCUUUACACCCUGGUUAUCACAGACAAGGAAAAGGCAGAGAAGCUGAAGCAGUCCCUACCCCCGGGUUUGGCAGUGAAGGAUCUGAAAUGAACCAGCCCUCUGCGUGUGACUAUUAAAAACCCUGAAAAGUGUU